Molecule: messenger RNA, 1135 nt
Organism: Solanum verrucosum
Lineage: Eukaryota; Viridiplantae; Streptophyta; Magnoliopsida; Solanales; Solanaceae
Product: RING-H2 finger protein ATL38-like
Exons: 3
Coding region: 161-832 (223 amino acids)
Source: RefSeq, a predicted model, not a curated record
UUUGGGACUGAGGCUUAGUUGUUGUUGUUUGGGUAUAGUGUAGAAUUUGUUUUAUGUUUGGAAUGAGGAGCAAAAAUUGAACUUUUCUGGGAAAUUCAAAUCUUGGGUUGUUGGAGUGGACAGUAAAGUUGCUAUUUUGGGAAAAAAACAAGUUGGUGAAAUGAUAUCUUCAGGGACAAAUUUGGUGAUGACUGUGAUAGGAUUUGCAGUAAGUACCAUGUUCAUAGUAUUUGUGUGCACAAGGCUAAUUUGUGCAAGAAUUCAAUUGAAUGCAAGACGGCACUCUUUCGCAUAUGCUUCUAGAUCUGAUCUUAGCAUUUUGGAGCGUGGUUUACAUGGUCUCGAGCCUCUUGUUGUUGCCAACUUCCCGACAAAGAAGUACGGGGAUGUGUUUUUUACCUCUGCAGAAGAUGCUCAGUGCAUUGUUUGCCUUGCCGAGUAUCAAAAGCAGGAUGCGCUACGUAUUUUGCCAAUAUGUGGGCAUUCUUUCCAUGCAACAUGUAUUGACAUAUGGUUUCAGCAGCACUCUACUUGCCCAGUUUGUCGAAUUUCUCUACGUGAAACACCUGAAAAAAAGCGAUUUAUGCAACCACUGUUUAGUUCAGCUAUCCGAUCUCACUUUGAGAUGGACUCCCUGAAUGUUAGUUCAAAUCUUUGUCUAUCAGCUGAGCAGAGGCAUUCCAGCCUGAGAACGGACUCCACCACAGACGCUCAAUGUCCACCCGAGGCUGGUAUGAUGGCAGUCAGAGGAAACAACGUCAUAUCAAAUGAUGAUAGUCAGAACACGAAAAACUCAGAAAACAAGCAAGUUGAGAGCCCAUCAAAUGCAUAAGCUUUUGAAGUCAAGACCACAGAGACUCGAAGAUUUCACAAUGUAGGUAUCGCGUUCAUUCCGUUGCUCGGAUUUUGAUUUGGUAGAUAACUUACUGCUCAUAGCCUUUUGUAAAUAUAGCAAAGUAUUGUUUCUUUCAUUUUUUGAGUACCUUACAUUUUGCUAUACUUCAGUUUUCAACUUGAAAAUUGGUGGUAAUUUUGUAGAUCAAUUAAUUCAGCUUCCUUGCUGAACAAUGUCAAUUACAUAUAUGAGUUUAGUAGACAAGAAUCAAGAUUGUAUCUACAUAUUUAUUUACUUGAA